Molecule: messenger RNA, 1107 nt
Organism: Cyclocybe aegerita
Lineage: Eukaryota; Fungi; Basidiomycota; Agaricomycetes; Agaricales; Hemipholiotaceae
Source: the annotation of a GenBank genome assembly
AUGAACUUUACAGACAGAAUUGGGACGACAGAUCCUGCUGUUAUCAUCGGACCCCAGAGAGCGCGUCAGCUCAUCUGCGGCUACAUCAACACCACUUUAUUUGGUGUCUUAUCGGUCCAAGUUUUCAUAUUCUACUGCGCCUUUCCGUGCGAAGCGCUCUACCUCAAGCUCCUGGUGUAUGGUGUCUACGUGCUGGAGACGGUCCAGACGGCGCUCUUCGUGGAGCAUGCAUUUCGCAUGUACGUCGUGAGCUUCGGGAUUAUUGAGGGGAGCAAUAUCGUGGGCACGUCAUGGUUUAGCGUGCCGAUUCUUACCUCCGUCGGUACAUGUGCGAUACAAUUUUUCUACGCCCAUAGGGUGUACAUCCUCUCACGGAGAAAGGCUUUGAUCGUUGUCAUCCUAGUCCUCGCCCUCAUCCAACUAUCCUUUGGAAUUGCAACGGGAGUCCUGGCGCACCGAAGCAAGAUAUUCAUUCCCAUCACCUUCAUGCUACAACUCGCGACAGUGAUAUGGAACGCAACCAGUGCCCUGUGCGAUUGGAUCAUCACAGUUUCCAUCAUCUACUACCUCUCUCGUACCCGCUCCCCAAUAAAGGAAACCCGCAGGCUAGUCCGCCAGCUAAUCCAGCUCUCGCUCGAAACAGGGCUUCUGACGAGCGCUCUCUCUAUCGUAGCUCUCCUCUUUAUGCUCCUCCCGAGCAACAAACUCGGGCCCGCGUAUGAGGGAGUCGCUGUUAUUCUAGGGAAGGUUUACGCGAACUCGAUGCUCGUGCUUGUCAACCGACGGGCGAGGAUCACAAGUGACGAUCGGGAACUCCAGGAGUUCGGGGGAGGGACAACGCGGAUCUCGUUCAGGAUGGCGGAUGUUGAGAACGGGAUAAGGACGAAGCCCCCAGAGGGGGGCUUCGCGGCAGGAGAGAGCUCGUCGUCAUCGGUGGGGUAUGGCCACAUGGGUUCGGGUGAUUUUCUCAUGCCUAUGCAUAUGGGCGCUAACCAAAAGGAAUGGAAGCAACAAGUGAGACAUAAUAAGCGCCUGUACACGCUUCACCGCGUCAUUUCUCACGAACGUCUUGCGUACCUUGCGCGAAGUGGGCGUAUAUGGUGCUAA